Messenger RNA from Vespula pensylvanica (western yellowjacket), 2887 nucleotides. Its product is annotated as D-3-phosphoglycerate dehydrogenase. Gene Ontology annotation, biological process: L-serine biosynthetic process. Bases 165 to 1700 code for a protein of 511 amino acids. Gene Ontology annotation, molecular function: NAD binding; phosphoglycerate dehydrogenase activity. Lineage: Eukaryota; Metazoa; Arthropoda; Insecta; Hymenoptera; Vespidae. The record is from RefSeq and is a predicted model, not a curated record. The transcript is spliced from 7 exons.
ACGGCUAUAAGAAGAUAAUUGACAGUAGAACGAAGCAGUUAGGUUUGAAACCAGCACCGAGUAGAGAACACCACAUAUAUUUUUCUUAGAAUAACUAAGAGUAUUUGCGAACUAAUUAAAAAUUUCAACGGAAAUCUACGUUCCACAUUUUACGUGAGGAUAACAUGUCUGUUAACUUGAGAAGCGUUCUUAUAAGUGACCCUGUGGACGAAUCCUGUAGCUCCCUGCUUUCUGAAUAUGGAAUUCCUAUAACUACGAAAUAUAAACUUUCUAAAGAAGAGCUUAUCAAGGAACUACAGAACCACGAUGCUCUAAUCGUACGUUCGGAAACGAAGGUCACAGCUGAUGUAGUAUCCGCUAGUUCGAAUCUUCGUGUAAUAGGUCGUGCUGGAACCGGAGUGGAUAACAUUGAUCUUGAAGCAGCAACACGCAAGGGAAUCCUCGUAUUAAAUACUCCCGGCGGUAAUAGUAUCAGUGCUUGCGAGUUAACAUGUACAAUGAUAUCUGCAUUAGCACGUAACGUUGUUCAAGCAGCUCGAUCGAUAAAAGAAGGAAGAUGGGAUAGAAAAUUGUAUUCUGGCUUUGAAUUGUUUGGUAAAACACUAGCUGUCUUAGGUAUGGGCAGAAUUGGCCGAGAAGUAGGCAUAAGAAUGAAAUCUUUUGGAAUGAACAUCAUCGCUUUUGAUCCAUUGCUGAAAAACGAAGUUGCUGAAUCUCUUGGAUUUAAAAAAGUUAGCUUGGAGGAAGCAUGGCAGAUGGCUGAUUACAUUACUGUACACACGCCAUUAAUCCCACAAACGAGAAAUUUGAUAAACGCUACGACCUUGGGAAAAUGUAAGAAAGGUGUAAAUGUUAUAAACGUAGCUCGAGGUGGUAUCGUCGAUGAAGAAGCACUUUUAAAUGCGUUGAAAACUGGUCAGUGUGGUGGUGCAGCUUUGGACGUGUUUACGGAAGAACCACCAAAGAGUCCUGUGAUUAUCGAGCUCAUUCAACAUCCUAAAGUUAUUGCUACUCCACAUCUUGGAGCUAGCACUGCCGAAGCUCAGCAACGUGUAGCCGUUGAAAUAGCUCAACAAUUUUUAGCUUUAUCCGGAAAGACAACGGAAUAUUCCGUAAGUGGUAUCGUCAAUGCUCCUCUUUUAGCUGCCGCGAUGACGGAAGAUAACGCACCUUGGAUAGAAUUAUCGAAGAAACUCGGACAGUUAGCUGCAAGACUCGUUCAAGGAAAAUUGAAUACAACUGUACAAAGCCAAACUGUUGGCCCAGAUAUGAAGAAUAAGAAAUUCAUACAUACUUCUGUAUUAGUUGGAAUACUUACGGGGCAAACGAAAAAUGGUUUAAAUUUGAUCAAUGCACCAAUGUUGGCCGAAGAUAUUGGUAUUGAUCUAAAAGAUAGUCAUAUGCCAGGUGAUCACAGAGCGGUAUUGGUUACCGUUGGACCACAUCAAGUAAAAGGAACGCUUCGUAAUAACCAGCCAUUACUACUCUCAAUUGAUAAUAAUCUCUUCCCUAAUGACAUAGCACUAAUGAAUCAUAUCUCUCUGUACCGUGCAAAUAGCGUACAAGAUGUAGCUAAUAUCGUAAACGUCUUUUCGUCGAAAUGUAUUAACAUAUGCGGUUUAAAUGCCAAUGGCAAGUGGCUAGUGAUACAAACUGAUAGAGAGGUUUCUAUUCCUAUUGAUGGUAUCGAAAGCUAUUAGUAUGAAUUACGUAUAUAUUAUGAGCAUUGACCAUCCUAUUGAAUGUAUGAAUGUAUGUUAAUACUCCCAUUGAAUGAUGUAUACAAAGCAGAGAUUGCUAUUUAUGUUCAAUCAAUUCAGUAUAUUAGAAAUUUCUUAUCUAAAAAAAAAAUAAAAAAAGACACAUGAUAUUAUAUUUAAAUCGAUGUUAAAGGAAGUUUGCGUAGUUUAUCGUGCGGAAAAUUCCGAAAAGUUUCAAAUUUGUAGAUAUAUAUGUUAAAAACUAAAUGCGAUCAGAGAUAGCUGUCACUUUUCUCUUGAUAUUUCGUUCAAGCAGACCGUUUUAGAGUCCAACUUUCUUACAUUUUAUUCAUUUUCACACGGAAUAAUUAUUUAUUGUUUGAUUAUUGAAAAACGUGAGUACUUUUAUGGUUAAACCGUUUAAAUAUAUUUAUAUACUUUUCUAUGUUAAUAAUAUCUUAUCAUAAAACAUCCGUUUUUACUAUAUUCUUAAAAAAGUCUCAAGUAUAUUAUCUUAUAAUAAUUAUAUAUUAAUAUAUUAUAAUAUCGUUAUCCUAAAAUUCUUAUGAUACUUUGCAAAAUGAAGCAAAAUAAAUAAGAAUUUGUUUUUGGUAUCUCAUGUUAGCAUUCUUUAUUGUUCUUACAUUGUCUUUCGCUUAAAGAAACUCGAUUGAAAUUUACUUUUGUAUCUUAAUGUUAUAAUAUAUACUAAAAUUUAUAUGUUAAAUCCAUAACAAAUAUCACAUUCUCUCAUUUAUAGUAUGUACAUGGUAAUAUAUGUAGGCAAAAAAUAAUAAAAUAUAUGUGUAUAUAUAUACACACACAUACACACACACAUAUUUCAUCUCGUGUGUGCAUAGUAUGUGUUACUAUGUGAAUAUGAAUACAUGUACAUGCUUGUAUGAAUAUACUGUAAAAAAUAUGUAAAAUAAUUAAUAUUCACAAAAUAGUAAAAUUUUUAGAUCAUAAAUUACAUUAGUAACAAGCAACUGUAUAUGUUAUAUUAAAUAACUUUUAUCUCCAUUAUCAAAUGUUAUAGCACAGAUAUGUCACAAUUUAAAAAUCUAGAGAAAGUUCUAACGUCUCGGUUAUUUAUAAACAUACUAUUUAAAGAUGUAUAAAUUAGGGCCAAGUUUGUACAUGUUAGGUAUAGUAUAAAAAAAUAAUAUAAAUAGAAUUGCCUUAGA